Messenger RNA from Colossoma macropomum (tambaqui), 1239 nucleotides. It is a transcript of the gene hapln2, whose product is annotated as hyaluronan and proteoglycan link protein 2. The record is from RefSeq and is a predicted model, not a curated record. The transcript has 6 exons. Lineage: Eukaryota; Metazoa; Chordata; Actinopteri; Characiformes; Serrasalmidae. Gene Ontology annotation, biological process: cell adhesion. Gene Ontology annotation, molecular function: hyaluronic acid binding. Bases 169 to 1185 code for a protein of 338 amino acids.
ACCAACCUAAAUGAUGGCUGUGAUGGGUAGAGACUGACUUGAAGUUGGAGUGUAUCAACAGACUUCUGCCAUGUUUUAUGAGAUCUUCUUAUCUUCUUAAUUUACCAUUCUGAAGGAAAAAGGACCUACGAAGGAGUGCUUAACAGCCAGGGAGGGCUGCGCUCAAAUAUGAACUGUGCUACUUUGAUAGUGGUGACUGCCAGUUUACUUUCUUGGACUGCCGCCAUUUUUCACCACAGCAAUAAAGGCAAAGAGAAGGACCUCCAGUAUCUCGUGGAGCCACCGGUGUAUGCAGAGGUCACAGCUCGGAGAGGAGAGAACAUCACCCUGCCGUGUGUACUGCGGAUCAAACCUUCUCACUACAGAGUGAAAUGGACAAAGGUUGACCCUCUUCAUCGAGGAGUGGAAAACGUUGUUCUCAUCACAAACGGCCAUGCAGAUAAACAUUAUGGCCCCCUGGGACCCAGAGCAAGGCUUCGCCGUGCGCAUGUGCUGGAUAUCUCUCUCCUUCUCUCCGGCCUACAGCUGGAGGACGAUGGCCAGUAUCGCUGCGAGGUCAUAAACGGAAUCGAAGAUGAAAGCGUGGACAUUUCUCUCAGGAUUGAAGGAGUUGUGUUUCCUUAUCAGAGCAGCAGUGGUCGGUACAAACUGACCUAUAUUAAAGCCAAAGAAGCCUGUGCAGAGCAGGAUGGCACACUGGCAACAUACAAACAGCUCUACAGGGCUUGGACAGAAGGUCUGGACUGGUGUAAUGCUGGAUGGCUAAAUGAUGGCACAGUCCAUUAUCCAAUCCUGGACCCACGGCCAGGCUGCAGAGGAGAUCUUCCUCCAGGGAUUCGCAGCUAUGGACCACGAGACCGGAUGCAGGAGCAUUAUGAUGCCUUCUGCUUCACUUCUAUCACUGAAGGUGUGGUAUUCUAUGUCCCUGGGCCACUGGAUUUUUCUGAAGCAGUGCGUGCAUGUAGAGAGAAAGAAGCAAACCUAGCCCGUGUGGGACAGCUCUACUCCUCUUGGAGGUUCGUGGGGCUGGACCAAUGCGAUGGAGGCUGGUUACAGGAUGGCAGUGUACGUUUCCCAAUCAACACCCCAAGGGAGCACUGUGGUGGAAUUCCAGAACCAGGGGUCCACAGUUUUGGAUUCCCAAGCAAAAGCUUGCGUCUUUAUGGGGCAUACUGCUACAGGUAAAUUACCUACACCAUUAGCUCUCAUCAGAACAGAACACAGUGCUAAAGGUUAUUG